UCUUCUCUCGUCGCUUUCGCCCUCUUCACCGCACUACUCUCGCCGCACUCUCGAUCGUAUGAUGGCUGACUCAAUGACUCUCCACUCUCCUGAUACUGAUGGUCUGAUGCUUGUUGAACUAUUGUAACGCCGUGGCGUCCGGCGCAAGGCGAACUGAUUUUCCGUGCACCACGAUGCACGGGCCUCCUCGCCUCCCUCUUGCCGCCCGCUGAUCUGCUCCGAUGGUAACCUCUAUAAGCUCAACCUAACCUCGUCCACACCAUCAACCUUGUCAUCUUCAUCAUGCGCGGGUUGCUGGGAGCGCUGGCGCUCCUCCUGCUGGUCCAGGUCGUGCUGGCCAUGACAGCAACGCUCCGCCAACGCCAAGAUACCCUGCACAUCUUUCCAACCACACCCGUCGCCCCUCCCACCUCCACCGCCGCCCGGACCUCGUGGUACACACCAACACCGACGCCCAUGCCGACAGCCCUCUCCGCGGCAUCGACCGUGCCCAUCUCCCCAUCCAUGGGGCUAGUGCUUCCUCGCGCCUUUCCAUACGACCACAUCUAUGUUGGCGCGUACAAACUCGGCUGGCUCGAGGUUGCGCCGGCAAAUCCUCCGAUCGUGGGUGGGUGGAUGCGAAUGGUGUCGCCCGCCGUGGUCCUCCCUGAUUACUCUGUGCAUAUGCUCAAUGUCACUGGGAGCGAGGACCCUCGCGAUCCGCACUUUUACCCCGUAGCAGACCCCAUGUGCGGAUCCUACGCGGUGACAGCCAGAGUAAACACGUACGACUACACCUUUACCCGGACCGGCUGGCACAUGCUCGUUGUCAACCAGACAUGGAUGCGGCCAACUAUUACUAAUAAUGGGACUUGCCAGCUUCCGCUAGUCGACACUCAGUCCUUCUUCGCAACUGCCCUCAUCAGCAUCGCGCCCCUCCCCACCGUCCCUCCCGUCCCUCGUCCCACGGGGGCGCACACGACAUGGCUCAAAUUGUCCACUGAACUCCCAUGGUCCUUGCCGCCACCUCCAAAGUGGGGCCGGCGCGAGCAGAUUGCGGCAGGUCUAGUGAUAGGACUGAGUGUGACAGCUGCGCUGGUAGGUGUACUUUUGAUGCUGCGGGUCAAGCGGCGACGAUUCCUCAACGCAGAGCGCCACGCCUUCAACCAUAUGAGACCCGAGCUACAGGAAGAGUUCCUCCGAGACAACCCACAAUCUGCACUUAAUCCAAACCGUCAACCCAGCGGGCUGGCACUGUGGGUUAGGAAGCUACGAGCGGACAUUGCAGACCAACGCGCUCGCCGAGCGGCAACGGCCGUCCACAAGCCCCUACCGCCAUUGCCGCCUCGGGAUAGUGGCACGCCUGAGCUUCACAGGGCACCCUGCGUCCCCGAGACAAUACCUCUACUACACAUUCAACCUGCUGUGCGGCAGUCACACGUGGGAUUGCAUUAUCAUGCUCAGACAAUACACGCACCACCUUACCUUGGUGGAUCCCCACCUAUAGUCCUCACGCCAAUGGCGCCACCUUUGAUAAUUCACCCUCCAAUAGUGCCACCAUACCCGAUCUACGCAGUACAACCGCCCUACGUACCCGUUGCGCCCGCUCACCCUGCUGUUUGGGCGUCGCAAGGUGGUUCACCGAGGCGUUUCUCCCGCUGAGCAAUGUAGCAGACCACAUAGACCACGUAAUACCGACCUUGACGACCUCCUAUGCAUAGCCAUCUCCUU
This is a messenger RNA of Cutaneotrichosporon oleaginosum, 1710 nucleotides long. The record is from RefSeq and is a predicted model, not a curated record. NCBI's taxonomy places the organism in Eukaryota, Fungi, Basidiomycota, Tremellomycetes, Trichosporonales, Trichosporonaceae.